Molecule: messenger RNA, 1053 nt
Organism: Rhizopus microsporus ATCC 52813
Lineage: Eukaryota; Fungi; Mucoromycota; Mucoromycetes; Mucorales; Rhizopodaceae
Product: DNA clamp loader
Exons: 7
Coding region: 1-1053 (350 amino acids)
Biological process (GO): DNA-templated DNA replication; DNA repair
Cellular component (GO): Elg1 RFC-like complex; Rad17 RFC-like complex; nucleus
Molecular function (GO): DNA binding; ATP hydrolysis activity; DNA clamp loader activity
Source: RefSeq, a predicted model, not a curated record
AUGAGUCUCUGGGCUGAUAAAUAUAAACCUAAAUCACUUGAUCAACUUACAUAUCACAAUGAACUAUCAACUCACCUAAAGAAGCUAGCUAAUUCAGACAAUUUUCCUCAUUUACUAUUUUAUGGACCACCUGGAGCAGGAAAAAAGACGCGUAUAGCUGCUGUACUAAGAGAGAUCUAUGGACCUUCAGCAGAAAAAUUGAAAGUAGAACAACGACAAUUUGUUACUUCGUCCAACCGAAAGAUGAUCUUUACUGUUGUUUCGAGUAAUUAUCACUUGGAACUUAAUCCAAGUGAUUUAGGCAUGUACGAUCGUGUUAUUGUUCAAGAUGUCAUCAAGGGCAUUGCUCAAACUCAACAGGUUGACGCUAAUGCUAGACACCAGUUUAAGGUUGUUAUUAUUGAUCAAGCAGAUGAACUGACAAGAGAAGCACAAGCUGCCCUUCGUCGAACCAUGGAAAAGUACACAGCGUCGAUGCGUCUUAUAUUGUGCUGUAAUGGUCUCGGAAAAAUCAUUGCUCCUGUACGAUCUCGUUGUCUUUUGAUGCGUGUAGCACGACCAGAAACAGAUCAAGUCGUUGGUGCACUUUUACAUGUAGCUAAUAAGGAGGGCCUUCGUCUACCGAAGCAAUUGGCUAUGCAUAUUGCUGAACACAGUGAGAGGAAUAUGCGAGCUGCCUUGUUGGCAUUAGAAAGUGUUGCUGUUAGACACUCUGAUUUGAGUAAAGUAACUGAAGUUGAUCCUCUGGAUUGGGAGAUUGCUAUUUCAAAAAUUGCCGACAUGAUCCUACAAGAACAGUCUCCACAACGAUUAUUAGCUAUUCGACAACAUUUAUAUGAUUUGAUUAUCAAGUGUAUUCAACCCAGUUUGAUCAUUAAGAAAUUGACAUUUUAUCUCCUUGACAAAGUCGAUCCUUCACUUAAGCUGCAAAUUUUAGAAAAGGCUGCCUUUCAUGAACAUCGUCUACGUAUGGGCAAAAAGGAGAUUAUUCAUUUAGAGGCAUUCAUUGCUAGUGUGAUGCAUAUUUAUAAACGGUUCUUGAGUAGUAUGUAA